Molecule: messenger RNA, 1296 nt
Organism: Exophiala dermatitidis NIH/UT8656
Lineage: Eukaryota; Fungi; Ascomycota; Eurotiomycetes; Chaetothyriales; Herpotrichiellaceae
Product: glycerol dehydrogenase Gcy1
Exons: 4
Coding region: 153-1121 (322 amino acids)
Cellular component (GO): cytosol
Molecular function (GO): aldose reductase (NADPH) activity
Source: RefSeq, a predicted model, not a curated record
CCGGAUUCUCGUGUGGACCUGGGCUGCUCGAAGCCAUAUGCAGUUGUUAGCUCUAGAGCCAGGAGCAGAAUGUUGACACGGUCGACACGGCCAAGGCUGGUACAAAAGGCGUCGCUUGAUAAUGCACUGCCAGGUGAUUUAAUUGUGUCGGAAUGUUCAGAAACAGGUUACAGCACAUAGCCGCCACGGUCCAGAACAAAGCACCGAUAAGCAAAGCAACCAUGGCAACCCUAAACCACACCUCCCAGAAAUUCACCCUUAACACUGGGGCACAGAUUCCCGCAAUAGGGUUGGGAACAUGGAAGUCGCCGCCAGAGCAAGUCCGAAAAGCAGUCAGCCACGCGUUGAAGUACGGAUACCGCCAUAUUGACACGGCUCUCAACUACCAAAAUGAAGCUGAGGUUGGCCAAGGCAUCAGGGAUUCGGGGGUACCCAGAGAGCAGAUCUGGGUGACCACCAAGCUUGACAAUCCAUGGCAUCACAGAGUUCGGGAAGGAUUCGAGAAGUCCCUCCGUGACUUGGGCCUCGAGUACAUCGAUCUGUACUUGGUGCACUUCCCGUGCUCAACCGACCCGAAUGACCCUUCAAAGCACUUGCCAGAUUGGGACUUCGUGAAGACAUGGCAAGAAAUGCAGAAGUUGCUCGACACUGGCAAGGUCCGGAACAUCGGCGUGUCCAACUUCCAGAUCCGUCAUCUCGAGAAACUGCUCAACGACCCCUCCUGCAAAGUCGUUCCUGCGGUGAACCAGAUCGAACUUCACCCAGCCAAUCCAUCUCCCAAGUUGCUCGACUACUGCAAGUCAAAGGGUAUCCACUGCACCGCCUACUCUUGCCUUGGGGGAGCCACAGACAACCCUCUUUACAAGGAGCCGGCUCUGUCUCAAAUUGCCGAAGCCAAGGGCAAGAGCCCAUCUCAGAUCUUGUUGAUGUGGGGUCUGCAAAGAGGCACCAGCAUCAUCCCGAAGAGCGUGACACCUUCGAGGAUAGAGCAAAACUUCCAGUUGGAUGGCUGGGAAUUGACCAAGGACGAAAUGGAAGCCUUGAACGGCAUCCAGACCCGCUUCAAGGUUGUCAAUGAUUCGUGGAUGCCAAUCAAGGUCUUCUUCGGGGACGAUGAAUGAUCGGCUAAAUGCCACAAAAGCUGUAGGGUAACGGCAUCUGAUAGCUGGAAGCCUAGAACAACUGAGAUAGUGGCAAAGCUGCAAGUCGGCCGGGGGUCCGUUAUUCUAGGCACAAACACGAUCCGCCAUUCAGGUGUCACUCCGUCUGCCAACAAAGCGGUCGAGUCAUGAGGAC